Molecule: messenger RNA, 663 nt
Organism: Colletotrichum spaethianum
Lineage: Eukaryota; Fungi; Ascomycota; Sordariomycetes; Glomerellales; Glomerellaceae
Exons: 1
Coding region: 1-663 (220 amino acids)
Source: RefSeq, a predicted model, not a curated record
AUGGCCCGGGGCGGCAUCGGAAAAAAGACGUCCAAGAAGUGGAAGAACAGGGUCAAUGAUUCCAAGCUGUCGAUUGAGCUGGACCGUCUCCUCGUCGGCGAUGAUGCAUCCGCUGCCUCGAUACAGCAGUCCCACGCCAUAUACCGUAUACAACACCCCUUGCGAGCAGUACUUCACAGCAUUCCCGGCUUCACUUACGAUACCGAACUCGACAACGUCACGUUUAGGAAGCAUAAGCGUGUCUUGUUCGGGAUCGAGGGACUUGUGGAGGAAGGUGGAAGGGACGCCGCUAAGGAAUGGCUCGAGGGCUUUCUUGUGCUCGCGUUUGAAACCAUGCUUAAGGUCUUGAAGAGCUACCCACUGUGCAGAGACUUGGACGAUGUUCCUAAUGGGUCUGUGAUUGUUGCCAGGGACGUGGAAAAGGCUAUCACUAAGCUGCCGUGCCCAUCUAGCUUAAGGGCUCGACGAGCCAUGGAGAGGCGGCUUUCUCAAAGUUACGACCUGAUGAAGCUGGUGGAGUGGACCAUCAGAGCGCGUCAACGUUUUUUGGAGCAAAAACCCAAAAUCAUGCCUGGAUUCGGUGUCUUUGGGCAUGUCACGACAGAGGAGGGGACCGAUUUGGAGAAGCGACUAUGGGCGGUCGUUGAUACCCGGAGAAGAUGA